Molecule: messenger RNA, 897 nt
Organism: Cutaneotrichosporon cavernicola
Lineage: Eukaryota; Fungi; Basidiomycota; Tremellomycetes; Trichosporonales; Trichosporonaceae
Exons: 1
Coding region: 1-897 (298 amino acids)
Biological process (GO): glycerolipid catabolic process
Molecular function (GO): triacylglycerol lipase activity
Source: RefSeq, a predicted model, not a curated record
AUGCCAGACCGCGCACCGACCCCAAUCCCGGCGCUGGCGCAUCCCGGCGCAUCGUUCCUCACAAACACACAGCCCGUGACGCUUCCGGACGGACGGGUCUUGCAGACCUAUACUGCCGGGAGCGGGGGCGACGUGAUCGUCCUCGAGUCGGGAAUGGGCGCAGGCGCAGCAUACUGGGGUUUAGUGGUCGACGAGCUGGUGUCUCAUCCUGUGCGAGUGGUUGGCUACGACCGGGCGGGAUAUGGCGGUUCGACGCCGGCGAACGACACUCGGCGCGUCCAAGAUCUGGCCAACGACCUCGUCCACCUCCUCUCCACCCUCGACAUGGACCGCCUCGUCCUGGUCGGACAUAGUUGGGGCGGCCCGAUCCUACGCGUUGCCACCGCCCAACUCCCUCCCGACAUUAAGAGAAAACUCGCUGGCCUCCUCCUCGUCGACCCAUCAGACGAACUGUGCCGUUUCUACUAUUCCUACACGACCAUCUGGUUCUUCUGGGCCAGCUCAUACCUCAUCUACGCGGCUUAUUACCUCGGAUUGAUGCCUAGGAUCGGACGCGCAGUCCUCGAUCCACUCCCGGAACCAUAUAUGUCCGCAGCGUUGGCUGCAUCGCUGCCGCACGCGCAGGCAUGGGAGGUCAUGGAUAUCACGACCAACUUGCGCACGUGUGAGAAGGCAGAUAUCACCGGAACCAGACUUACACUCAUCUCAGCCGGUGGCGAUGAGAUAGGACAAGCGAGACGAGACGAACUCUGCGCCGCACACCGCAGACGCGUACAGAUCGUCAAGGGCCGUUACAUUUUGGCCGAGAAGAGCUCACACAACGUCAACAUUGAUGAGCCGGGUCUCGUGGCGCGUGAGGCCAUGACAUUGCUUGGAAACGAGUGGCGUGCCGACUAG